This is a messenger RNA of Trichomonas vaginalis G3, 936 nucleotides long. RefSeq names its product ribonuclease inhibitor domain-containing protein. The record is from RefSeq and is a predicted model, not a curated record. Bases 1 to 936 code for a protein of 311 amino acids. The transcript has a single exon. Lineage: Eukaryota; Parabasalia; Trichomonadida; Trichomonadidae.
AUGAGUCAAGGUGUUCAAUAUGAUUCGGAUGAUCGAUAUGUUCUUAUCAAAUUACCAUCCGGAACAAGAACAUUCACUGUUCCUUCAAGUGUUCAACGAAUUCAAGCAGGCAAAACGGGAAAUUCAGCAUUUUUACUAUGCAAGUCAACAAUUCAAUCUGUAUACUUCGAACAGAACUCACAACUCACAGAUUUACAAUCUUUUUGUUUCUCAGAAACUUCGGUUGAAACAGUUGACUUCAGUCACUGCAACAAUCUCAUAAUAUUUACAGAAUCUUUAUUUUCAAACUGUUUAUCUCUUCAAUCCAUAAUAUUUCCUCCAAACUUAGAACAAAUCGGAAAAGAUUGUUUUUCAAGUUCAUCAAUUACCUCUCUUGAUAUUCCAAACAGUGUCACAAUCAUCAAUGAUUUUCAAGACUGCAAAUCAUUAACAUCAAUUUCAAUAACUUCGAAUUCAAAUCUGAAAUCUAUUGGAAUUUUAAAAAAUCUUGCCAUUUCUCAAUUUUAUAUUCCUAAAAGCGUAACUUCGAUCAAAUAUUUCCCAAAAUGCCCAAUAUCUAUAUUUACUGUUCAUCAAGAAAAUCCUAAUUUGAAUACUGAUGGCACUGCAAUCUAUAACAAAACCUUUUCAGUAAUGUAUUGCAUAUCAUCAUAUAUUUCAUUUGAUUACAAUGUAAAUAACAAAGUUAGAAAAAUUACAGAAAAUUGUUUUACAGGAAGUAACAUUAACACUCUUUCCUUUCCACAACAUCCAAUAGAAUUAUCACGUGAAGUUUUCUAUACAAGCAGUAUUAAAAAUCUUGUUUUUAACAAUGAAAUGUAUUUGAAAGAAAUCCCUUUAAACGCAAUCUCUUGGAAUAGUAAAUUGACUAGCGUAACAUUGCCUGAAACAUUGACUGUAAUAGGCAAUUAUUCAUUUUCUCAUUGUACUUCUUGA